UGCUGGUGGGGCCCGCCGGAGCACCUCGUGCUCCGUUCCUCUACAGGUUGGUUACUGACUAUCGAUGACUCAGUGAAAUACAGCAGCAAACUCUGACUGCAAGACCCUCCCCGGUAGUUUCCCUUGCCGUUUCCCUGCCGCUGCAUCUGGAAGCAUACAGAGGACAAUAAAAGAAGAGAAGAGGAGCUGCCGGAACGAUGGAGAAGAAUCAAGGAUCUCCUCAUCAGUACGGUUCACUGGCGCGCACUGAGUGGACCAGAGACAGCGACAAACCAGGGGACGACGUGGUGUCCAUGGCAGACUCCACCAUCACCGUGGACGACAUUGAGGGGGAACUUUUUAAGAUUGAGAGGAUCAGGGACGUCCUGGUCAGGAGGGAGUCAGAGCUGAGAUACAUGAUGGAUGACAUUCAGCUAUGCAAGGAGAUUACACGCCUGAAGAAGGAGCUGCACAAAUUAGUGUCCAUACCAGAUAAUGACAAGUCCAAUGAGGACCGGCAGAAGGAAGAAGAACUAUUGCAGCAGAUCCACAAGCUCGUUGAGACCAGAGAUUUCUUGGUGGACGAUGUGGAGUUUGAACGACUCAGGGAGAAUGAAGAAGAUAAAGAAAUGGCAGAUUUCCUGAAGUCCAAAUUCCCCAAAAAUAUUAGGAAGACAGGUGUACCAACCAGACGGGUGCCAUCCAGGGCUCAGCAGGCCUCUUCUCCCUUCACCAAGACAGGCCUCACCCUCCUGAAGGAGUGCUGUGGCUUCACAUGCUCCAUCAUGUAGCCUGGAGCCCAAAAUGCAGGGCCCCACUCCAGGGCUGACAGAGGGGCCACACACCAAAAUGGCCAUUCCACAGGAGUCAAUAUUUCCAGUAUCAGUUUUUCAGUCCGAGAAAGACUUUCAAGCAUGGAUGGAGCACUUCCAGAUGCGAGCUGAGAAUUUCCCAGAGUGAGAACAAAGGAUGUUGCAAAGAUCAUGUGGUGUCUUUUCAUGCCAAGACCCAAGUUCGUCUCAUGUUGGAUCUGUUUGUCACUUCCAUUUUCAUUUUGUCUUCCUCCCAUGUCUCUGCUCCUGCUUUCAUUUUUACUCUUGUUAAAUAUCACUACUGAGCCAACUUCUUCUGAUCAACAAUUUCCAAAAAGAGUAAACAGCAUACAGGAUGGUUUUGGACAGGAAAGACACCAUUUGAAGGAAAGAAACAGAAUAGCACAAGUUAGCACAAGGCAUGGAUAGCGUACACUAACACUAAUUGGAUUGAGACGGCGGCACUGAGCUGUAUAACUGAGCUAUAAUAACUGUUAUUUCCAAAAAAGGAGCUGUUUUGCAAGAGUCAACAGGCCAUUCCAGACACACUUUAUCAUCAGUAUUAAGGAAAUAACACUAAUGAUACUGACAUUAAUCGGGAGCUGUGUCAGGAUGAAGUUGCCUGUUUGACUCCAGAUCCAAAUUGGUACAACCUUUUGAAAAGUGGUUGUUCGUGAAGAGUCUCAUAACGCUUGAUUUUGCUUUAGUAACAGUUACCUAAUAUUGACUAAUGUCUGUUUUUUUAUUUGAGUGUUUCUUUUGCUAACCCACACUAGUCAUUGUGUUUUACUUUUUGUCACCAUGCUUCAGUAUUUUAUGACAUAUUCUGAUGAGUAUUAAACAGACGGUACAGUACGGAGGGGUCUAACAAGUUGACAGCAGAAAGUUAUUAAGACUAUAUUUAGGUGUCCAUAUCGUUCUGUAUGCACAUGAGCAAGCUAAGAUAUCAACACAUAUAGACUUCUUUAAUUUGAAUAAAUAAUUCUUAGUCCUUUAUGCUAAGUAUCCAUUUGCGUUUACACAAAUGAUAUGGAUCAGCUCACAACUGACACUGCAGACCACUACACCUAAUAUACACUCACCGACCACUUUAUUAGGUACACCUGUUCAAUUGCUUGUUAACACAAAUAGCUUAUGAGCCAAUCACAUGGCAACAACUCAGUGCAUUUAGGGUAU
Molecule: messenger RNA, 1967 nt
Organism: Micropterus salmoides (largemouth bass)
Lineage: Eukaryota; Metazoa; Chordata; Actinopteri; Centrarchiformes; Centrarchidae
Product: bMERB domain-containing protein 1-like
Exons: 6
Coding region: 198-770 (190 amino acids)
Source: RefSeq, a predicted model, not a curated record